AUGCCGUUCGGGAUGCGUAACUCCUCAGCCUUCUUUCAGCAAGUGAUGGACACGGUGCUGAGGGAUGUGGACUGCGCAGCCUGCUAUAUUGAUGACGUGAUCAUCUUCAGCAAGGACCCCGAAUCGCACGUGGCGGAUGUAGAGAGGGUCCUGGGGGCAAUCAUGGAAGCGGGGCUGACAUGCCACCCGGGCAAGUGCAAGUUCGGAGAAAGCACAGUAAAAUACCUGGGGUUCGAGGUGUCGGACGGAACCCUGUCGGUCCAAGAAGCGAAAGUGGCAGUCCUCGACAAGGUGGCGGUGCCGACGGAUCACAGCAGGCUGAGGGCAGUCUUGGGAUUCCUGAACUAUUACAGAUAG
Closterium sp. Yama58-4 is the source of this 357-nucleotide messenger RNA. NCBI's taxonomy places the organism in Eukaryota, Viridiplantae, Streptophyta, Zygnematophyceae, Desmidiales, Closteriaceae. The record is from the annotation of a GenBank genome assembly.